AUGAAAGACCGUGCCACCGCCUAUCGUAUCGCGCUCUCGAUCUCGACAACCGCUACGGAGCUUCUGAACGACCUAGAAGACCAGCUUGAGCUGCUCCAACUUCUCGGCCACAACCGAACCACCCGAUCCAGUAAGCUCGACGAUGCGAUGGAGGUUUUUGAAGUUGAAGACUUUCCAAAACCUGAAAAGGACGAAGCUUUGCGGGAUGCUGGUCGACUUGAAAAACUUUUGAAAGCCGCCUCGGCCAAAAUUCGACCCUUAGGAAGUGGGACUACGAAGGAAAAAUCAAAGAAAUUGUCGAACAAAAAAAUGGAAUUGCUUGCAAAACUGAAGAAGAGGAACGGGUUUGGCAGUGCUGACCUAAAGAGGGUCCAUUCAAUUGACCUGACAGCCGCCAUCGCAAAUGGAGAAAAGCAGCUGAAAGUCCCUGAUUCCAAAUUCGGCCCGAAAAAGGGCCAGAAGAAGACCGACGAAGAAGAGAUCUUCUACUAUUUCGAGGAGUUGGAAGAUUCGACGACUUCUACGAGUACAACUACAACUACGACCACAAUUACAUCCGAAAAACCAACGAAAACCCCGGAUUUUGAAUCGAUCAUUCAACAAAUUGUCACCCUAAAAUCUGGCCGUCGAUUCGUCGUCCGGAGGCGGAAGAUGAGCAAGCAGGAGAUGGCGGAAAGAUUUUCACGCGCCGAAAGCGGCCACGAGACGCGACCUGAUGCCACUUCCCCGAUCUCUGAAAUCGACGAAAAAUCUGCAACCACUACCGUGACUCUUGAAGCAGCUUCCGUCGCUUCCGAAAGCUACGAUUCUGAGCCAACAACGCCAGAAAUUCGGAAGAUGACGUCCGAAACUCAGCGCAUCCGGAUACGGACAAGAAACCGAAGUGACAGAAAAACUGGAGAAACCGGACGACAUGGAUUCUAUGAUGCCAACUACGGCAAACUCGGGCUCAAGCUCAAGCUCGAGCAGAAGCUCAGUUUCUUCCGCCGCUCCUCCAUCUGCAGCUCCCCCGUUGGCGCAAUUGGCUGGGGCGGUCGGAGG
Mesorhabditis spiculigera is the source of this 1041-nucleotide messenger RNA. Lineage: Eukaryota; Metazoa; Nematoda; Chromadorea; Rhabditida; Rhabditidae. The record is from the annotation of a GenBank genome assembly.